AAUUCUGUAAUGCGAUCAUUCGGACCCGUCUGCUCCUUCUCCUAAAAUAACCCCUUAACACAGCCACCCAACACACACGCACACACACACCACACGCAUAGAGAGCUACUGUACCGCAUUUGCACUCCUGACACACUAAGUCGGUGUCAGACACUGUAGGUGUCUGUGUUGUGUCUCUGCAUAUCCUGUAAAUUCCACUUCAGCUUCGAGGGACAUUGUGAUCAAGCCGCUGAACUGAUCUCAUUGACAUUUCAGAUUAGCACUAAGCAGAGCACCCCAGCCCCAUCUGUCUCUCUCUGAGGGUCUCUGUCAGUGAGAAAGGAUUAAGAUAGCUUCUUUUUUUUUUCUUUUUUUUAAAAAGAUUUUGGACUGACUUCUUUUUCGGGAGGCUGAAGAACAGGUGGAAGUGCCAGAGCUCAGCUCACUUUUACACUGGCCUGCAAUCAGCCGGAGGACAAAGAUGAUGAUGGUGAGCGACGACUGCCUGGUGGAGUGUAAGAUUGACGACAGCGAUGAAGACGAAGGGGUGGAAGAACAGAUAAACACUCCCCCUCCUCCCCCAGAGUUUGCAUCCAAAUCCUCGACCCCUGCGCCCAAAGCUCCAACUCCACCUGGAGCUCUGACUACACCCAGGGCCCCGACUCCACCCAUAGCUCCAGCUCCACCUGCUGCUCCUCCUACACCAGCAGCCACUCGUCCUGUCAGCAGGGAUCCUCGUGGUAUCAACCAGCACCUAAAGGUGGAGGUCAGUGAUGUGUUGGCAGAACCCAGCAAACCUCACAGCAUAGACCAAGUGUGGAUUUACAGCGUCACUGGCUUUGAGAAUGCUCGUAUCUGGACGUACCAGUGCCUCUCCUUGCUUUUUGCUGUGCCCUGCGCUCUCGUUUGUGGCAUUUUCCUGGCCAUUCUUGCCUGCCUUCAUGUCUGGUUUCUGGUUCCCUGCAUACAGCUGAGCAACACUUUCCUUCCAUGCCUGCGGUCCUUGUGUAUGUGUGCCGUCAACGUUGUCAUCUCUCCAUUCUGUGCAUCUGUUGCUCUCUGCUGCAGCCAAAUCGCAAUUUCACUGUCGAACAAGGACUGGAUUCAAUUGAAAGACAAAGACACAGUAUGAAUGCAAGAUAUGCACUAAGUGGGUGACUGAGUGAAUGCUUAAAUUGGGGGCCUAUUUUUAGUUUCUUUCUUUUUCUUUAUGUUUUUUUUUAAUUUAUGGUUUAUUAACCUGCUCUGUUAAUCCUACUUAAAAUGUUUUCUACAUGUAAACCAAUUUCUGUUAUUAUUUCCACCAUCAGGCUAUAAAGAAAUGUACUGCUACUACUAAUACUACUAUUAUUAUGUUGUUGUUGUUGUUAAUCAUUUGAUUUCUGGUUUAUUUGUUUGAAAGCUGAAACAAACUACAAAUAAAAAUGUCAAG
This is a messenger RNA of Oreochromis aureus, 1411 nucleotides long. RefSeq lists its product as uncharacterized. The transcript is spliced from 5 exons. NCBI's taxonomy places the organism in Eukaryota, Metazoa, Chordata, Actinopteri, Cichliformes, Cichlidae. Gene Ontology annotation, molecular function: molecular adaptor activity. Gene Ontology annotation, biological process: caveola assembly. The record is from RefSeq and is a predicted model, not a curated record. Gene Ontology annotation, cellular component: caveola. The coding region runs from base 461 to 1111 and encodes 216 amino acids.